AUGCUCCGGCAACGUCGCGAUCGCAUCAACCUGACGCGCGGCAAGGCAGCCGAUCCCUCCUCGGCAGCAGCCCCCGAGUCAACGACCACUGAGAUGGCCGACGCCAACGCCCAAGCCGCACUGGAUCUCGGUGGCCGUGACCGCCGGAAUCGCUGGAUCUUUCUCGCCAUGGCGAGCGGCGCCUGUGCGGCCUUAAACGGCGUCUUUGCGAAGCUAACGACGACGAGUCUCACUACGAGCGUAUCCCAAACCAUCGCCGGCUUCCUGGGCAUAUCCUCAGGAGAAAAGGUGGUCGAAGCGGCCGUCCGAGGUUCCUUCUUCGCCCUGAACCUCGUAUUCAAUGGUAUCAUGUGGACGCUCUUCACCGCCGCCCUCGCCAAAGGCACAUCGACCACCCAGGUCUCUAUCGUGAACACUUCCACCAACUUUGUCCUCACCGCCUUGCUCGGGCUCGCCCUGUUCGCCGAGGCCUUGCCGCCACUGUGGUGGGCCGGUGCUGCGUUGCUCGUCGCCGGCAACGUCAUCGUUGGCGCCAAGGACGAGACCGAGGAUGCUCCAGGCACCUGCACCGCCCAGUCGGACCUUGGGGAGCCCCUGAUUCCGCUCGACGACCCCAAUCACAUCGUCGACGAGUGCUUUGUGGAUGAAGACGUGGCCGACUUGGGAAACCUUCCAAGAAACGACGGCAGCCCAUCACUCAUCUAG
Molecule: messenger RNA, 705 nt
Organism: Drechmeria coniospora
Lineage: Eukaryota; Fungi; Ascomycota; Sordariomycetes; Hypocreales; Ophiocordycipitaceae
Exons: 4
Coding region: 1-705 (234 amino acids)
Source: RefSeq, a predicted model, not a curated record